This is a messenger RNA of Daldinia childiae, 1017 nucleotides long. Its product is annotated as 3-oxoadipate enol-lactonase 2. The transcript is spliced from 3 exons. Bases 1 to 1017 code for a protein of 338 amino acids. NCBI's taxonomy places the organism in Eukaryota, Fungi, Ascomycota, Sordariomycetes, Xylariales, Hypoxylaceae. The record is from RefSeq and is a predicted model, not a curated record.
AUGGUCUUUCCAUCGCUAGAAGCAGUAUCAAAGACCCCGGCAUUCCCGACGGCAAUAUGGAGACUCCAGCCGCAUCAGUACGGCCUCUUGCCUGUCGCUGCUGAGAGAGGGGGGCCCCUGAAUAUCAGCUGGGAGAUCCAUGGUGAAGGGCCUAUCAAGCUUAUUCUCAUCGGUGGCAUUGGCCUGGCGAAGGCGGAUUGGCAGCAGCAAACCCUGUAUUUCGGCCACGAACGUGGAGACAGGUACUCCGUGCUCGUCUUCGAUAAUCGUGGUGCAGGCGAGUCGGAUAAACCGGUGAUGCGGUAUAGUACGUCGGAGAUGGCGCGUGAUUUGCUUGAAGUUCUGGAUCAUCUCGGUUGGAUGGCAGAUCGUCAACUUCAUAUCUCGGGUGGCAGUAUGGGCGGCAUGAUUGCUCAGGAGGUUGCAGUACUAGUGCCAGAGCGCAUUGCUAGUCUGAACCUGCAUUGUACCGCGGCCAAGUUAGAGAACAAUGGCACAUUUACGGAGAGUAUGGGCCGCCUUGGUGCUUUGUUCCCUAGAAGUCUCGAGAGUGAGAUCCGCUCAACGGCAAAUGGCUGUUUCCCAGAGGACUGGCUCAUAGCCCCAGACGAGACAGAGCUGCCGAGCGAGAAAACAUCAAAGUGCGAAAUACCUGCUGGCGGGUACGGGAAGUUUGAUAACAACUAUGAGCGAUUUGCAGCGCAAGAGAUACAUAUGCGGCGGAGCAAGAACGGGUUUCUACUACAAGCCGUCGCUGGUGGGUUUCACCGAAAGAGCCCUGAACAGCUGAGAGAUUUGGCGGACCGGGUAUCUAGGGAAAGGAUUAUGGUGUUGCAUGGAACUGUAGAUAGGAUGAUCCCGGUGGAUCAUGGUAGGAAGUUGAUCGAGUAUCUGAACCCUGGGAAGGCUUUGAUCGUUGAAGGAUUGGGACACGCACCAAUUCAACAAAUGACAAAAUGGUUUAACGAGUUGCUGGAAGAGAGGUGUGCUCUUGGCGAAAAGUUGAGUGGGAGAUAA